UGGGCGGAGCCUAACGCCACGGCGCUACAUUUCCCGUUCACAAGGAGCUGAAACAGAACGAGCUCGUGCGUGAACGGAGCGGGUCGUCCGGAUGUUUGUCUCACUUCUCCACUUCCUCUCCUUGAUGUGGGUGGUUCAUGCCACCCUUUUAGAAGCCCUUCCCACUGGCCAAUCAGGACCACAAUGUGUGAACUGGGGUGUGUAUGAAAGAGAAGCGGUGAGAGUGUAUGAGGGUGAAGCAGGGAGAAUACACUGCCCGCUCUUCUCACACCCGAAGUUGUAUAACUACGCUCAGAUUCAGAGCACAGGACACACACUGCUCUGGUACCAACACACACACGAGCUGGAGGAGCCCGUUGACCUGAGCCUACCGACGUACGUCAAACACAAAGACGCGCUGUGGAUACAGCCGGCUAGCAUGAAGGACAGAGGAGAGUACAUUUGCAUUCUCAGUAACCUGUCCUCUUGUGUGAAGAUCGGAGUUAGAUUGGAUGUGGUUCCCCGUAAGGGUGACUGUGAUUACACACUGCACCGAAACGUCUCUGUCCCAAUAAUGAGUAACUUUACACUUCGCUGUCCCAAUGUGCAGCACCUACCAACCAAGAUGUACAACAUCAUCUGGUACCAUAAUUGUAGCAGCAACUUUUUCGGUUUUAACUUCAGAGAAGUGGAAGGUGACACGGUUGUGAUCAAUCAGAUGUUCACUUUUUAUGAAGGCCCUUACACCUGCGUGGUCACCUACCAGAGCAACGGACACACACUCAACUACACAUAUACCAUCAACCUCAGAGCCGUGUCCACCAACGGGGCCAAAGAGCCAAAGAUACUGAAUCCAUCUAAUAGGGACAUUUACGACGUCAGUGUGGGCAAGAACGCAAAGUUUUCCUGCCAGGCGUUCCUGCCACACCUUGACGAGGAGCCGCAUGUGUGGUGGAGCAUCAACAACAAGACGCUGGAGGAACUGUCAGAGUCUCGGUACACCUCACCUGCAGUCAGGGUGCUGGUAGAUGAUUACGGUGACCAAACUGUUGAGAGAGUGUUGAAUGUGUUGCCGUUUAAAGAAGAAGACCUGCACAAAGAGUUUCGCUGCUCUGUUCAGAACAGCAAGGGAUUCCACAGCAGUGCCGCCACACUGAAAGAGGAAGUGUACGUUCCCUCUCUAGAGCUCGGCUGUGGUCUCGGUGUGACUCUGGUUCUUGCGUUGUUGCUCUUUGUAUUGUAUCGUGUCUUCUGGCUUGAGGUGCACCUUCUCUACCGCUCCUGGUUCGGCACGGAUGAGAGAGACACGGAUAAUAAGGAGUAUGAUGUGUACAUCUCGUACGCCCGCAACACAGAGGAGGAGGAGUUUGUUAUGGAAACACUGAGGCGUGUGCUAGAGGUGGAGUUUGGAUACACAGUGUGUAUAUUUGACAGAGACAGCCUGCCAGGAGGAACUGUAACGGAGGAGACCCUGCAAUUCGUCAGCCGUAGCCGGCGCUUGCUGGUCAUACUGAGUGCAUACAGUGCAUUUCGGGAUGCCCAGGCUCUCCUGGACAUUCGGGCAGGUGUGUCUGCUAUGCUCCGUGGGAGCAGCAUGAAACUGGUGCUGAUCCAUUAUAAAUCGACUCGCAUGUCACGUGACAAGAGCCACAAACAGAACGCGCACAAGUGCGUGAAAGAACUGCGGCGUGCACGAAUCGCUCUAGCGCUCGUCCGGUGGGAAGGAGAAAAGUCCACCUCACUCUCAUCACACUUCUGGAAGAAACUGCAGCUGCAGCUGCCUGUGUGCACAUCGACACGCACGACAAAACCUACAACGCACGAUACGUCGUGUAACGGCGAUAAAAAGAAUUCAGAGAGUAACGUGCUAAUGCUGGAAGAGUUACGCACACCUAACACACAAGCACACGACCACACAACACACACCGUACACACAGACGUGUUACACAAAACAUAAUCAACAAUACCGUGUGUGUGUGUGUAAGAUAAAUACCAUGUGAUUCAGGGUAAGAAAAUAGCUUUUUUGCACCAAAAAAAUACAUGUUUAAAAUGAUAGCUUGUGUAUUUUUAAAUUUUUUUUUUAAAGAGAAAUGUUUUUACUGUUCAGUCAAAGUGUUUUUACAGGAAAAUGUGUACAAAUAAAUGUGGGAAAUGCCCACUAAUGCUGAAAUGACUCAACUAGCUAGAGCUAACGGGAAGCGCUCUCAGUGGAACAUUAGCUAAACAAAAUCUAGCCUCUUUCACAAAGACCAGAUGGUACAUACUGUAGAGGCAGGGUAUAAGAUAGCGUCUUUUUGCUAACAUUCAAUGACUGUGUUCCUAGUUAGCUAACCAACACUUGUUAGUUCUGGUGAUUACAUCACUAAAUAGAUGACAUCAGCUAUUUUUCUUACAUUAGCUAUUCAUACAUCAGCUGUUUUUCUUCUAGAAAGAACUUACCUGUUACUCUCAGUUGUUACUCUCAUUUACUGAGGUAACAAUUCUCAUUAAUCGAUUAAAUUCUUUCUGCUAAUACUAGCAACCUUUAUUGUAUUAGCAGAAAUAAUUUUUCCCUGUGAAGGCUAACUCCAGGUUCAACGUUUGCAGAUUAAUCGCUUCAUAAAAUGCAGAACUAAAUCAAAUUUCUCCUGGUAGUGUAACUGAGGAAUUGUUACCUCAGUAAAUGAGAGUAACCUGAUAUUGCUAGUUAACUAAUAUAACUAAUGUUUUCUUUGUACACACAUCCUGUACAUUCAGCAUUUUAUUGUGUGUGUGUUACAGUAUUCAUGUCAUUCAGCCAUUUUAGUGUGUGUUACAGUAUUCAUGUCAUUCAGCCAUUUUACUGUGUGUGUGUGUGUGUAUGUUACAGUAUUCAUGUCAUUCAGCCAUUUUACUGUGUGUGUGUGUGUGUGUUACAGUAUUCAUGUCAUUCAGCCAUUUCAUUUUGUGUGUGUGUUACAGUAUUCAUGUCAUUCGGCCAUUUUACUGUGUGUGUGUUACAGUAUUCCUGUCAUUCAGCCAUUUCAUUGUGUGUGUUACAGUAUUCCUGUCAUUCAGCCAUUUUAGUGUGUGUGUUACAGUAUUCCUGUCAUUCAGCCAUUUUAGUGUGUGUGUGUGUGUGUGUGUGUGUGUGUGUGUGUGUGUUACAGUAUUCAUGUCAUUCAGCCAUUUUACUGUGUGUGUUACAGUAUUCCUGUCAUUCAGCCAUUUUAGUGUGUUACAGUAUUCAUGUCAUUCAGCCAUUUUAUAUUGCUUUGAUUUUGUACCAUCAUUUCAUGUCAUUACUGAACUGAAUAAACAUCAUGUUCAUAUCCAA
This is a messenger RNA of Tachysurus vachellii, 3274 nucleotides long. Its product is annotated as interleukin-1 receptor accessory protein. The record is from RefSeq and is a predicted model, not a curated record. The transcript is spliced from 11 exons. Gene Ontology annotation, biological process: signal transduction. Lineage: Eukaryota; Metazoa; Chordata; Actinopteri; Siluriformes; Bagridae. Bases 92 to 1936 code for a protein of 614 amino acids.